This is a messenger RNA of Botrytis fragariae, 612 nucleotides long. RefSeq names its product putative nadh-ubiquinone oxidoreductase chain. The record is from RefSeq and is a predicted model, not a curated record. The coding region runs from base 1 to 612 and encodes 203 amino acids. NCBI's taxonomy places the organism in Eukaryota, Fungi, Ascomycota, Leotiomycetes, Helotiales, Sclerotiniaceae. The transcript has 3 exons.
AUGAGCGUAGGGUUCUUAUUUAAAUUAAGAAUAAAAAGAUUAUUUGCUUAUAGUACUAUAAGUCACGUAGGUUUUAUAUUACUAGCAUUGAGUAUUAACAGUAUAGAGUCUAUUCAAGCCUUUAUAUUUUACUUAAUGCAAUACUCAAUUAGUAAUUUAAAUGCCUUCAUAAUUUUAAUAAGUAUUGGUUUUUCUCUUUACUAUUACGUUAACGAUAAUGAAGAAUAUAAAGAAUUAGCCGAUAAAAAUAACUCACCUAUACAAUUAAUUAGUCAACUGCAAGGUUACUUUUACAUAAACCCAGUCUUAGCCUUAAGUUUUACUAUUACAAUAUUUUCUUUUGUGGGUAUACCACCUUUAAUAGGAUUCUUUGCGAAACAGAUGGUUUUAAGUGCUGCUUUAGAUAGUGGUUACGUAUUCCUUACAUUAGUAGGAAUAUUAACAAGUGUAAUAAGUGCAGUAUACUAUUUAAACAUAAUAAAACAAGUUUUUUUUGAAAAACCUGAAUAUAAAAUAAACCCGGAAAUAUUCUUUAACUAUAACAAUUUCUGUAUUAACCUUAAUAAUACUAUUAUUUAUAUUUACCCCACAAGAAUGAUUAAGUAUGGCUAA